AUGAGGACAAUCAUUGAUGCAAAUAUAUCUCCGAUUUGUUCAUCAUCUCAAACAGAAUUCAUGUCAACAACAACAACAACAAAACAUCAUACACCUUAUCAUAGUCGAUUAAAUAUAUCCGAUGAAAAUAAUUUAUUUGAACAAGUCGAUGAAAUUGAUUAUUUAACUGAAUAUAUAUGUCCAAGUGAUAGUGAUGAUGACUCAUCCUAUUUUCGUAAUUAUGAUGAUGAUGAUAAAAAUAAUAAUGAUUUAUAUGUAAAAACUCAUUUAAAUAAACAGCAGUUGAAUUAUAUUGAUCAUGUACAAGAAAAAAAUUAUCAACGAUCAAAACGUUCAAAUAAAAAAAUAAAUGCACAACGUCAGAUUAAGACAAAACAUGCCAAAUCAAUCAAAAUUAAAUCACAUAAUAAACAUUUGUAUAUACAUCAUCGUUUAGCUAAAAAAGUUCGACUUGACGAACCAAGUUAUAAUUAUAUGCCAUCAUCUCAACCAGUUCCAUCAUAUACUUUAACUGAACUUCGAUCAAUUGUUAAUCAAUAUCGUCAUCCAUACAAUUCUUCAUAUAUAUAUUAUUCAACGCCAACAAGAAAAGCUCGACAUACAAAAAUUACUAAUGAUAUGUAUAUUGAUGAAUCUCAAACAAACUUAGCUGCAUUAGAAUUUCGAGAAUAUGCAUUACAUGAAUAUAACAUCCCUGAUGAACCUUCAUAUGAUGAUGCUAUGGUUAAUUUUCUUCUUGAAAUGCAAAAUCGUGAUCUUUCACCAGAAGAUUAUGAAAUGUUAUUACGUCUUGAUGAACGUGUACAACGAAAAACAGUUAACAAAAAUAUAUUAGAUACAUUACCAACAAUAAAAGUUACUGAAACGCAUUUAGAUGAUCAAUGUACAAUAUGUAUGGAAAAAUAUAAUCUUGAUCAAGAACUUAAAUUAUUACCAUGUACACAUAUAUUUCAUUCAAAUUGUAUUGAAACCUAUUUACAAGAAUUUUCUAUACAAUGUCCAUUAGAUAAUUUACCAUUAGUGUGA
Messenger RNA from Adineta steineri, 1026 nucleotides. Lineage: Eukaryota; Metazoa; Rotifera; Eurotatoria; Adinetida; Adinetidae. The record is from the annotation of a GenBank genome assembly.